This is a messenger RNA of Piliocolobus tephrosceles (Ugandan red Colobus), 2970 nucleotides long. It is a transcript of the gene CSRNP3, whose product is annotated as cysteine and serine rich nuclear protein 3. The coding region runs from base 273 to 2030 and encodes 585 amino acids. Lineage: Eukaryota; Metazoa; Chordata; Mammalia; Primates; Cercopithecidae. Gene Ontology annotation, cellular component: nucleus. Gene Ontology annotation, molecular function: sequence-specific DNA binding; DNA-binding transcription factor activity, RNA polymerase II-specific. The record is from RefSeq and is a predicted model, not a curated record. The transcript is spliced from 5 exons. Gene Ontology annotation, biological process: regulation of transcription by RNA polymerase II.
CUCAGUGAGGCUGAUGCCGUGCAGCAAGCAGUAGGUAAUGAGUCUUUGUGCAGAGUGAAGCUCUUGUUGCUGAACAAUAAAGCAUAUGGUACAAGCAAUAAAACACAGGGCUGGGAAAUUUAAGAAGAUUCCUCUGAACCAGGAAGAACUGUGUCUUCGGUGAUGCUGACACGUAUUAUAAAAUGAUCAUUUAUUUUGGAUCCUAAUGAAUAAAGAGUGCAAGGACUAAGACUACAGCUAUUUGAACAGGUACAUGUGACAGCGCUGCAGCUAUGAGUGGAAUUUUAAAGAGGAAGUUUGAAGAAGUUGACGGCUCCUCACCCUGCUCCUCUGUAAGGGAAUCGGAUGAUGAAGUUUCCAGCAGUGAAAGUGCUGACAGUGGGGACAGUGUCAAUCCAUCCACUUCUAGUCAUUUUACCCCUUCCUCCAUUCUCAAAAGGGAGAAGCGGCUGAGGACAAAGAAUGUACAUUUUAGUUGUGUCACCGUGUACUACUUCACCAGGAGGCAAGGCUUCACAAGUGUACCCAGUCAAGGGGGCAGCACCCUGGGGAUGUCCAGCCGCCAUAACAGCGUGCGCCAGUACACUCUUGGCGAGUUUGCAAGGGAACAGGAGAGGCUCCAUCGGGAGAUGUUGAGAGAACACCUUAGGGAGGAAAAACUGAACUCCUUAAAACUAAAGAUGACUAAGAAUGGCACAGUAGAAUCAGAAGAAGCCAGCACUCUUACACUGGAUGACAUUUCUGAUGAUGACAUUGACCUGGACAACACAGAGGUAGACGAGUACUUCUUUCUACAACCUUUGCCAACAAAAAAACGAAGAGCUCUGCUGCGUGCCUCUGGAGUGAAAAAGAUUGACGUGGAGGAAAAGCAUGAACUCCGAGCCAUCCGCCUCUCACGAGAGGACUGUGGCUGUGACUGCCGAGUGUUCUGUGAUCCAGACACGUGCACCUGCAGCCUGGCUGGCAUUAAGUGCCAGGUGGAUCGUAUGUCUUUCCCGUGUGGCUGCACUAAAGAAGGAUGUAGUAACACAGCAGGUAGAAUUGAAUUUAAUCCUAUCCGUGUUCGGACUCACUUUUUGCACACAAUAAUGAAACUUGAACUGGAGAAAAACCGAGAGCAGCAAAUCCCCACGCUGAAUGGCUGCCACAGUGAGAUAAGUGCUCACAGUAGUUCCAUGGGCCCUGUCGCUCACUCCGUAGAAUAUUCAAUCGCAGACGGUUUUGAGAUUGAAACUGAACCCCAGGCUGCAGUGCUGCACCUGCAGUCGGCUGAAGAAUUAGAUUGCCAAGGAGAGGAGGAGGAAGAAGAAGAGGACGGGAGCAGCUUUUGCAGUGGAGUCACAGAUUCUAGCACGCAAAGCUUGGCACCUAGUGAGUCAGACGAGGAGGAGGAGGAGGAAGAAGAGGAAGAGGAGGAGGAGAAUGACGAUGAUGACAAAGGAGAUGGCUUCGUGGAAGGUUUAGGCACCCAUGCCGAAGUUGUGCCUCUUCCUUCGGUUCUUUGUUAUUCUGAUGGCACCGCCGUUCACGAAAGCCACGCAAAGAAUGCUUCUUUUUAUGCCAACUCUUCAACUCUGUAUUACCAAAUAGAUAGCCACAUUCCAGGAACUCCAAAUCAGAUCUCUGAGAACUAUUCUGAAAGAGACACUGUCAAAAACGGUACCCUUUCGCUGGUGCCUUACACCAUGACCCCGGAGCAAUUUGUUGACUAUGCCCGACAAGCAGAAGAGGCCUAUGGUGCCUCCCACUACCCAGCUGCCAACCCCUCUGUAAUCGUUUGCUGCUCCUCUUCCGAAAAUGAUAGCGGUGUGCCCUGCAAUAGUUUAUAUCCCGAACACAGGUCCAAUCACCCUCAAGUGGAAUUUCACUCAUACUUGAAAGGCCCCUCCCAGGAAGGGUUUGUCUCUACAUUGAAUGGUGACAGUCACAUUUCAGAGCAUCCUGCUGAAAAUUCUUUGAGCCUUGCAGAAAAGAGCAUAUUGCAUGAAGAGUGCAUCAAAUCACCCGUGGUUGAGACAGUCCCUGUUUAGUAGCUUAAAUUAUUCUAGGACCAACUCUUCUCCUAUUUAAGGCACUGUAUUUAAUUGGAUUUCCUGGGCUCAUCAUUGUUUAAACUGAAGACCAAGAAAACUUGGACGAUGGUUAAUCUUCCAGACUGUAUUUUGUUUUUUCCUUUCUAGCCACAUGACUGUGGCAUUGCACAAAUACAGUCUCUGUAGGGAUUUUAAAAGAUUUCAGACUGUUUUGAUAGAAAAUGCUAAAUUUUAAAAUGCAUAUCUCACAGUUGCCUACCUGUCAAACUGUGUGAAACCUGCCAAUCUGUGUAGAUCAGAGCUCCAAAUUUUGGAUUAUCGGGCCUGUGCAAGAUUGUUAACUAAGGCUGGGAAAUAAUAAGAUUUAGAGUCCUAAUUUUCGAUAUAUCUGAAGAUAAUGGUGACUUUUUAAUGUAAAAGUAAUUAUUGUAAGAAAAAGAUUUAAUUGUUCCAUGUGUAUUUUAUUUAUGGUAGUUUAGAAGUCAUGUUUUGAUGAAAAUGAACAGCCGCAUGUUCAUUGAAGCUGAAGAUGCAUAGCUAGUUCCACAGAGCAUGCCCACAUGGAUUGCAUCUGGAAUCCAUUCACAUUUUUAUGAUCAUGACUGAUCAGAUUUGCAAAUUCUUAAGGGUGAAAUAGGCCUAUUUUUGCUAUUUUGGACAAAUAAAUGAUUCUAUAUGUGCAGGUCCUUACACAGUUUUCUCUAAAGUUAAGAGUUAGGACAAUCCUCUGGGGAGAGUCUAGUUCACUGUCCUCCCUCAGCUGACUCCAGAGAUGGAGGUAGAAGGAAUUGCCUUUCUUUUUUAAACAGCAUCAUCUUGGUUCUUAGCUUGGACAGCACCUUUAAGCUCUACCCCCUACAUCAAAAUGCACUUUAGUGCCCCUUCACGGUACCUCGUGUGGGGUGGGGACUGAGAACUCUUUGAGAUGAAAAAAUUU